AUGGGCGGCAUCUGGUCAAGCCCUGCCGUUGGCACCGCAGUGGCCGUGCCAGCAACGCAUCGGCAGCAACAGCGGCAGCCCUUCCACGUCAAGAAAGUCGCCAUCAUCGGCGCAGGGCCGGCUGGCCUGGCUGCUGCCAGAUACCUCAACGCCCAAGGCGCCGUCGACUCCAUCACCAUCUUCGAGCAGCAGGAUCAGGUCGGCGGCGUCUGGUACUACAGCGGCCUUGCGCCGAAGGAGGUGCCCGUGCCGCAGCAGGAUCCGUUCUGGGGCCCGGAGCCGUCCAUCUGGCCUGAGGGAGCACCGGCGCCAAUCUUCCCUUCGCCCAUGUACGAGAGGCUUCAUGCGAAUAUUCCCGGAUGCCUGAUGCAGUUUCACGAUACGGCGUUUCCGGCGGAUGAGUGGCUGUUCCCCAAAAGGGAGGCGAUUCAAGAAUAUCUUGUUCGUUAUGCUGAGGACCUGAAGCAUCUUAUCAAAUUCCGCCAUCAAGUGACGCAGGUCCACGUAGAAACUCAGGAUGGCAGAGAUCAGUGGCAUUUGGAAGCAUCGUCUACGUUGAAUGAUGGUGAAGUCGUCCGGGAGACGUAUGAUGCCGUUGUCGUUGCCAAUGGUCACUACUCAGUGCCUUUCGUACCCUCCAUCAAGAACUUACAGGAGUUCAACAAAGCCCACCCUACCAUCAUCAGCCAUUCAAAGCAGUAUCGAAAGAAUGAGCACUUCAGAGGGAAGAAGGUUGUGGUCGUCGGCAAUGGGCCGUCUGGUCUCGACAUAGCCUAUCAAAUCAAUGAAGUGGCCGACAGAACGCUCAUGUCCGUACGACAUCCCACAUCGCCCGACAAAAUCUCUCACAUUGGGUGUGAAGAAGUCCCCGAAAUAGUCGAAUUCUUACCAGACCAGCGAGGCGUUCUUUUCAAAGAUGGAAGUAAAGAGAUAGAUAUAGAUUACAUUGUGUUCUGCACUGGAUUCUUGUUUGGCUACCCUUUCCUCAACAGCCUCGGCCACAAGAUUAUCACAUCCGGGCGCGGUAUUCAUGGGCUCUAUCAGCACACGUUUCUCAUCGAGCAUCCGACAUUGGUUUUCCCAGCCCUAAAUAUGAAGUCUGUUCCAUGGCCCCUCGCAGAAGCACAGGCAGCGGCAUUCUCAGCGGUAUGGGCCAAUGAUCUGGCACUGCCCUCUGACGACGAGAUGAACAAAUGGAGCAAAGAGCUGGAAGAGGCACGAGGGGAGGUACUACACACAUACCCGGAAUUAGGGGACGAUGGCAAGCACAUCAACGAGUUUUACGAUUGGGUAAAUAAGGCGAAACACGUGGGCAAACAGCCUCCACACUGGGAAGGCGAGCAGUUUUGGCAGAGGAAACUAGCUCCGCAGGCCAAGACCAAAUUUGAAGAAGACGGAUGUAGAGCCAAGACUCUGGCUGAUCUUGGUUACCAUUAUGAGCCUGACAAAGAAUGA
Molecule: messenger RNA, 1455 nt
Organism: Trichoderma atroviride IMI 206040
Lineage: Eukaryota; Fungi; Ascomycota; Sordariomycetes; Hypocreales; Hypocreaceae
Molecular function (GO): flavin adenine dinucleotide binding; NADP binding; N,N-dimethylaniline monooxygenase activity
Source: RefSeq, a predicted model, not a curated record